Setaria italica (foxtail millet) is the source of this 985-nucleotide messenger RNA. Its product is annotated as translation initiation factor IF-2. Lineage: Eukaryota; Viridiplantae; Streptophyta; Magnoliopsida; Poales; Poaceae. Bases 149 to 583 code for a protein of 144 amino acids. The transcript has a single exon. The record is from RefSeq and is a predicted model, not a curated record.
ACAGCCUCGGCGGCUUGGCGCUACCGCCUUGCAUACGCCUCCCCUCGUUUCACCUCCUCCCUCCCCCAAUCUCUUCUCCUCCCUCGCACCCAACGCCUGCGCUCGCCCGUGCUCCCCUCCCGCGGCCAGAAUUGCGUGCGCAGGCCAGAUGAGCUCCACGGCCGCCACGGGGAACGUCCUCCCGGCGCUGCCGCCGAUCAGGACCGCGGCGUCGCAGGCGCCGGAGCCCGCGUGCUCCUCGGCGGCCUCGUCGUCGAUGGCGCCGGCGGCGGACGCGGAGUCGGUGACCUUGCCCGCGCCGGGGCAGGGGAAGGCAGAGGAGGAGGCGGAGGCGGGAGGCCAGGAUCAGGUGGGGGAGCCGACGACGCCGACGUCGGAGGGAAGCAGGCUGCGGGCGCCGGCCGAGUGCCCGCCGGCGCCGCGGAAGCCCGCGUGGGCGCCCCCGGCGACGCCGCCCGCCGCCAAGCGCAAGUUCCCGUCGUCCGCGGCGCCGUCGGCGCGGCGGGCCUUCUUCCCCGUCGCGCGCGACCUCACCACCGUGUUCCGGGCCCUGCCACCCAAGAAGCGGAUCCGGGCGGGCUGACGGCCGAGCGGCCUUCCGGGGGCCGACCGGCGAUCCGCGCCGCCGAAGCUCAAUUGGCAGCCGAUUACGGGCUCCAUGGUACCAUGGUCGUCGUCGAUUCGUCCGUGGGUCCGUGGAGUUCUUGCAAGCCGUGACUUUCUCCUCGCCCUCUUCUUCUCCUUCCUCUCUUGGUUUGCACGGCCAUGGCAUGGUACAGAGCUCUCGUACAAAUAAUGCUUUGGUUUAUUUUUUUUAUUUUUUCCUCUGUUUUUUUAGGGGGGUUGUGUGGAGUAGAAAUUGUAGAAUUGGGAUAUUUAUAGCUGAUGAUCUGAUGAAUGGGGAAGUGAAAAGUUUGUAAGAGAAUUCCCAGAGAUCUGUUCAUUAUUUAUUAAACUAUAGCUCACAGCUUAUCAAAAUUACAAA